Molecule: messenger RNA, 1203 nt
Organism: Brassica rapa (field mustard)
Lineage: Eukaryota; Viridiplantae; Streptophyta; Magnoliopsida; Brassicales; Brassicaceae
Product: proteasome subunit alpha type-5-A
Biological process (GO): proteasome-mediated ubiquitin-dependent protein catabolic process
Cellular component (GO): proteasome core complex; proteasome core complex, alpha-subunit complex
Source: RefSeq, a predicted model, not a curated record
CAUCUAACUUGUUGUUCAAGAAGUGAACCUUUACAAAAACUUGUAAAAGCCAUCCCAGUUUCUUCCAAUUCGCCGAUCAAUCAGCUGACUCUAACAAGGUUUUACAGAUCGAAGUCGAAGAAGAAGAUGUUUCUCACUAGGUCUGUCUAUCAAUCUGUAAUCUUAUGCUUAUGGGUUCACUUAAAUGUUCGUCCUUUUUGUGUUUCGAUUCCGAUUUUGUUGUUGCGAAGGACCGAGUAUGACAGAGGAGUCAACACUUUCUCUCCUGAAGGCAGGCUCUUCCAAGUCGAGUAUGCCAUUGAAGCUAUCAAGCUUGGUUCUACUGCAAUUGGAGUGAAGACAAAGGAAGGAGUUGUGCUUGCUGUGGAGAAGCGUAUCACCUCUCCUUUACUGGAGCCGAGCAGUGUGGAGAAGAUUAUGGAAAUUGAUGACCAUAUUGGCUGUGCCAUGAGCGGUUUAAUUGCUGAUGCGCGUACACUUGUUGAGCAUGCAAGAGUUGAAACUCAAAACCACAGAUUCUCGUAUGGUGAGCCAAUGACUGUAGAGUCCACAACGCAAGCGCUGUGUGAUCUGGCUUUACGGUUUGGUGAAGGAGAUGAAGAAUCAAUGUCUCGGCCAUUUGGAGUGUCUCUUCUCAUUGCUGGUCAUGAUGAAAACGGACCGAGCUUGUACUACACCGACCCGUCUGGAACAUUCUGGCAGUGCAACGCAAAGGCCAUUGGUUCAGGGUCAGAAGGAGCUGAUAGUUCUCUUCAAGAGCAAUUCAACAAAGAUCUGUCACUCAGUGAAGCUGAGACGAUUGCGGUUUCCAUCCUCAAGCAAGUUAUGGAAGAGAAGGUGACUCCGAACAAUGUGGACAUCGCCAAGGUAGCACCAGCGUACCAUCUCUACACUCCAGAGGAAGUGGAAGCAGUCAUUAGUCGUCUAUGAGGAUGAUGCUUCUCAUGGGUGAUGUGUUUAUCCCCGCCUUGUUCUAGUUCGGAUUUUGAAACAAAAGACUUUCUUUCACUUCUGUCUGUUAGAUUCGAUGUUUCAUGUGACAUUUAAGUCUUGUUUAUGUAAGAGAACCUUUUCUUUCCCUUUUCAGACUCAGGGCUUCGUUUUGUUAGCUGCUAUUGGGUUGGAAUCGCGUUAAUGGGCCUUGCUUUUGUAUUGACUAUAAACCCAUUCGGCCCGAGUAACAAAAAUCAUAUAUCACCCUUA